Molecule: messenger RNA, 6393 nt
Organism: Athalia rosae (coleseed sawfly)
Lineage: Eukaryota; Metazoa; Arthropoda; Insecta; Hymenoptera; Athaliidae
Product: octopamine receptor beta-2R
Exons: 3
Coding region: 1509-2828 (439 amino acids)
Biological process (GO): adenylate cyclase-activating adrenergic receptor signaling pathway
Cellular component (GO): membrane
Molecular function (GO): octopamine receptor activity
Source: RefSeq, a predicted model, not a curated record
GCGACGUUCGCGUCGUCGCUCUCGGCGUUCGUUUCGACUACGUAGCUUCCGAGCUCGAGUCAGUCGCGGGCGAUCCGCCACGCCGCAAACAACGCCGAUUACAGCGGAUACCGCCAUUGUUUUAUAAAUAAAAUAUAAUAUAAUAUAUAUAUAUAUAGAUCAAAUAUAAUAUAUGUAUAUGCAUAUAUAGGUAUAUCGGUAUUGCGUUAUCAUCCGAAAUUUCAGAGUCAUUUUUUUUCCUUUGAUUUUUGUUCAAUUUAUUUCCGCACGCUAAUCAGUUGGACUGUUUUGAAAUAUUAUAGGCAGAUACGGAGAGAGGAAGAGAGAUGCACCGCGCCUAAACGCCUUAGAAAAAGACAGAUCAUACAUUUAAUUUGUGAUGUUGAUGCUGAUGAAGAAGACCGGAAAUGAAAAGUCGUCUUUUAUUCUACUCAUUGAAUUUAUUUGCCUGACCGAUUCAUCUCGUGUACACGCGUGUACACUCGGAUUGUUGAGUCAUCUGUGUAUUUUUUUGUUCAUUUUUUGAAUCGGUUUCCUUCUUUUCUUUCUGUUCUUUAUUUUAAUUUUGUGCUAAACAUUUUCCACUUGCGAACCACCGGUGAUAAUAGAUAAACAUGUGAUGUAACAAAUAGGGUUUAAUCGAUGAAAAGAAAGAUAAAAAUGAAAUAGGUAAAUCAAUGCUAUUGAUCGGGGUUUAAAAAAAAAUAUAUUCUUCCUUAUCUUGUGGUAUACGUAUGACAGUUUGAAAAAAAAAAGAAGUCAUCGUUGUUGUUACUACUUUCCUUAAUUUAUUAUUUAUUCUUGUCGUUAUAUACGAUAUUUGUGUGAAUGUGCACCGAAGUAAUUCAGGAUACCUCAAGAAAUGUGAAAUUUGGUGUGUGGUGUGCAUGUAGUUUUUAUUUAUUAAUAUUCCUCCGCGUCAUACUUGGAGAAGAAAAAGUGGAAACAUCUUGUAUCGGAUUAGCGGAUAUGAGGACGAGAUAAAGUGAUCGGAUGACAGCCAGCUUAAAGAGUAUAAACAUAAAUCGAUCAAGCGACUGACGUUAUUCGCUGCAUAGCGGUGGACCGAUGCCUUCAACUUCAUCUUCGAGAGCUUACGUGAAUAAUCGCCAUCACCAGACAACUCAUAAAUAGCGCGAAGGGGUAACAGCAGAGCAAAGAUCAACGGGUGAAAAGUCAACACAGAGAAGAUUUCCUCUAAUACAAAGACGUUUCGACCGAGAUAUUUGAGAAAAUAACAAGUGUAAGAGAAAGCAAAUCCGCUUUCACGGGGGGUUGGACCAAAGAAGAAUAAAAAAUCGAAACGAAUAAGUAAAUAAACAAGUAAAUAAAUAAAUAAACAAAUAGCAAAGGAAACAAAAUCAAAGGGAAAUCCUCUUCGUUUAUGAAAAAUGAAGGCUACAGUGACGUCAUCGCGCAGCGUCGGUACUUCGAUAACCUGAAGAAGAAGAAGAAAAAAUUUAAAAUCAAACGAAAGUCGUCCGGUUUAGGGGAAUCUCUGAACAGUCAUGCCUUUCACGGUGGAUCCUUUGGACCCCGUAACGUCGGAAAUGACGUCUAGGACGAGUGCGGCAGGUUUUUCCACCGGAGAUCCUUUCGUUAAUGGAACUUAUUCCGACGAAGAAGAAGAAUGGCCGGAAACGUCGGUUGCAAUAUUGAAAGCGUGCGUUUUGGGAUCUAUAAUAAUAACAGCUGUUUUUGGAAAUCUCCUCGUAAUGGUAUCGGUAAUGAGACAUCGUAAAUUGAGGAUAAUAACGAAUUACUUCGUCGUAUCAUUGGCACUGGCCGAUAUGCUCGUGGCCAUGUUCGCGAUGACUUUCAACGCCAGUGUACAAGUAACCGGAAGAUGGUUGUUCGGAUAUUUUAUGUGCGACGUAUGGAAUUCGCUCGAUGUUUAUUUCAGCACCAGUUCAAUACUGCAUUUAAUGUGCAUAUCGGUGGAUCGAUAUUACGCAAUCGUUAGACCGCUCAAGUAUCCCAUAAACAUGACCAAAACUGUCGUCGCUUACAUGUUAUUGGCUUGUUGGUUGUCACCCGCCAUAAUAUCGUUCAUACCUAUCUUCAACGAAUGGUAUACCACGAUAGAGAACAGCAAAUACAGACACGAACACCCCGAACAUUGCGAAUUCAAAGUGAACAAAGGUUACGCGAUACUUUCCUCCUGCAUUUCAUUCUGGAUACCGUGCACGAUAAUGACGCUCACCUAUUACGCGAUAUUCCGGGAGGCUAACAAACAGGAAAAACAAAUGCACAGCAGGAUGGGAAACGCAAUGUUACUCAGCCACAGACCGAGCAAGGACAUCAACAACAUGAACAAUUUAAACGGAGAAUUGAACAGCGGUGGUGGUUCGUCGAAGACUUUAACGUUGAACGAAAUAAAUACCGACCAUCUUCACACGCCAACUAAAGAUAAAAAUAUGAUUAAGAUGAAGAGAGAACACAAGGCUGCGAGGACCUUAGGAAUCAUUAUGGGUACUUUCAUAAUAUGCUGGCUACCAUUUUUUCUAUGGUACGUCACGACGACUCUUUGCGGUGACGAAUGCCCCUGUCCAAGUUUCGUCGUUGCGUUACUGUUCUGGAUCGGUUACACCAACUCGGCACUCAAUCCAGUCAUAUACGCGUAUUUCAACCGAGACUUUCGGGAAGCUUUCAAGAAUACCUUGCAAUGCGCUUUCUGCUCGCUGUGCAGGAGGGAGCCCUCGGAUCUCGAAGCUCUCGACUUUAGGAGACCUUCGCUCAGUUUCAGGUGCGACGGCGCCAACGAGUACGUUUGGUGUUUGGACGGUUCCGCAUUGCAGCUGAACACAGCCCUGAAUACGACCGACUAACACUGCGAAGUUUGAAGCUGCAGCAGGUUUUAGUCCACAGUUACAACCGAGCCUUACAAGCAUUGAAUACGACUACGUAACUAUAGCGUUCCGCAUAUGUGUCUAUUCUACAUGUACAGUGACGACCUACCAAACCUCAGUUUCCACCCUCCCACUCGAGAUAGCUAUACGUGAAUUUACUGGGUGAGCGGUACGCUUCCGAGGAAAAAAGAUGUGCAAAAAUGUAUCAAUCUUCUUUAUUCCAAGGGUAACUCGUAAACGACGAACCUAUGUGUAAAAUGAAAGCUUUGCAAUUUUUCGAAUUUUCUGAAGAAACAGAAAAAACGUUUGCCAGAAUUGGUCAACACAAGCGUCGCGUUUACCUUUUUAUUCGACUCUUGAUUCUUCGCACUCCGUACGAUAUCUCAAACCAAAAACUCGAAGGUUGAUUACGAUGACCGUGGGUAUUCGCUUUCUUUUUUCAUUGUCUUGUAAUUUUCACAUGUUUUCUCACGUUAUUAAGGACCGGUUAAGAUAAAGUUGGAGAAAAAUGUUGUGGGUGAAAUACAGCAAGGCGAUAAUACUUAGGACUAAAUUAGCUUUGAGGUCGAGCACGUAGCUGUGCUUGAGCUUGAGUUUUUUUUUUUUUUUUUUCUCUUCUUUUUUCACUACAUUCAGCUGUAUUCAGGGUCGAAAUGGGUGUCCGACCUUGGUCGAGGCUAGAUUUAUCUCAGAGAUUAAAAGCAUGCAACUCAAGAACCUUUCCUGUUAUAUCGUUGUGUAUAAUAUACAAUUAGGGGAAAAAAAAGAACACUCGCUUGAAACGCCCUCGUUGCUUAUGCACAGCGCUGACCGUGCCGGUUAGCCUGAAUGAUUAAUUUGGUCUGGAUGGUCUUUGAUUCGCUAAUAAAUAUCUGCGGUCGGCGUUCUAGGUGAAGUGGAUCGAUUUUUGACUGCAAUGGGAUUCGGAGAUUUCCACGCCAACUCUGAAUUCGUCUUUCUAUCGCUUGGUAUGCAGAGAGCGGCCAGUAUAGUUUAAAAAAAAAAAAAACGGAAUGUGAAUGGCGCAAGGACUAUGGGGUGUGCAUUCUACUCGCGAAAAUUAUCCGUCACGAAAGUAUAUCGAGCGGAACCUGAAAAUCAUUCGACUAUGCGAGGGAGAAUCGGAGUAUCAUUCGCGAUCGAAAGAUUCAGGUUCCUUAUUUUUUUUUGAAUUUUUUACAGAAGUUAUUUUGAAAGUGAACCGGACUUGCGGUAACAUUUUUAGCUCGGGGGUAUCCGGCAAUGAGUGUAUGAAAUGCCAACUCCGUAACGGACAGCGGCGCCUCUAGCGCCGGGUGGAAAAAUUUUUGCAGACGUUUCCCACUCGCAAAACUGUUGUGCGAUUCCAAUUAAAGCUGCCACCGGUCUCGACCGUAUUUCGAUUUGAGGAAUUUCUGCCGCUAGAUAUAAAGAAGAGCUAACCGUUUGAAUUUUUUUUCACGAGUACGGACAGUCACCUUGCCGUUUUUUAUUUCUUAGGGGUAGUAGAUUACAAAUUCGAAUGCCUUGCGUGGGUUCGAAAUACAUCAGAACCAGUCGCACGAACAAUUUGAAAAAGUGAAACGGCCUUUUUCCAUUUUUGGUAAAUGCUGAAUCCGAACUUCGGAAUAGUUCGUCCUACUGAAGGUCAGAGGCAUCGCCCUCCGCUACGCAGCCGAGAUCUAGUUGAGAUUACUCUCAACAUCACUUCCAAGUUUUCCAAUUUUCAGGUGGGUCAAUCGGAUCAUUCGAGAGAAAACAACAAAGAAAAAAAAAAAGAAUUCGAAAUACCAUUAUUCCUGUACCGAUGUACCUCAACCGUCGACUCCCAUCUGCCAAGUGACAAGGCGGUGAAUAUUCUGCGUUGACGUCGAAAUUGUCGACUCCGGCUAAAAAUCGAUCCGCUUUACCUGGAAUACCUCAUAUUAUACUGCAUGAACGUUGCAGUAAUACCAUCUCUUUUUACAUCGAUUGGAAUAUAUGAUUGAACGAGAUGAAUUUCAGAUCUCGUGUGUCGUCGAGAAGCGCGCCUGGAAGAGAAGCAGAUUUUCAUGUCAUCGUCCGCAUGAAAUAGUUAAUAUCUAACAAUAAGGUGACUGCACCGUUACAACUUCAAAUACAGGGAUAGAGUCGUAUCUCUCGAAGUGUUCAAGAAGCGAGUAUCUAAUAAUAUAAACUAUUCCGAAUCGAAGGAAAUGUGAUUUAGUAUUUCCGAUGUAAAAGGAAAAAAAAAGCUCAACUCGGUGGUCCGAGCGUUGGCCUAUACGUUCAUACAUUUUGUAUCGACUUCAUAUAAUCAUCAGUUGGAAGUUCUAUAGGGAUAGGGAGUAUAGGGAUUCUCUGGGUUUUUUUUUUAAAAGGAUUAUCGCAAAAUUCAUUCUGGACUUCUACCCCCAGUUAAUGGCCUACAAAAGCUGGAGUCACAUCUACAGCUAUAUAUACACGCUCCAUACGCGGACGUCUGAAUUUUACCAUCAGAUGUGAUUUUCAGAGAGGAGUUUUCAUUCUCGGUGUACAGAGUGUGCGAGAAAAUCAAUAAUUAAUUAAGCCGCAAAGUUAACGCUCGGUAACACUGCCAAUAAAUUCUCUUCCAAUCGAUGUGAACGGCCGAAAUAAAAACAAAAAAUACAACAAACAUUUUCGCCCAGUGAUUGAACUUUCGCUCGUUAUCUCCGCUGAAUUUUCAAAUUUUUCAACGUCGAACUACCAUGUAGGUAUAUAAGGUAUCUAAAAAAGAAUUUCACUCACCCCGAAAUACGUGUACGUAUAUAUUUUACCAAUAUAAGAAUGAAAAAAAAGAGUUCGCUCGACAUUUUCGAGGUGUUUGUGAAGUUCGAAAACAGGAAUGGGGUAAAAAAAAAGGAUAAACUGAAUGAUUCAUGACUUGAGACGUGAUGUAUACGUGAGUACAUAGGUCCAUAUACGUAUAAUAUAUAUGAGGGGGAUACAUACAGGGCACGCCAGAUGAGAAUCGGUGGCCCUGUUCCCACGGCUGCGAACUUUAAACACCACAUUUCAAAGUUACUAAACUGCAGUUUGCUUCCUCAUUUCACAUCCACGGCGCAGUUUGAUCCGCUUAUCUCGAGCUCUACAAUGCGCUUUUAAGUUGGACAAUUAAAUUUCGUACUAAUUCGUGUACCUCGCAUACCCAUCCAUAUAUUUGAAACAAUAUACACGUGGGCAUAGUAUGAAUUUUACUGCUCUCCAAUCUGUAUAUAUCAUUAAAUAAUCCUUUACCCGCUGUCUGUAUACUCGACAGAGCCAAUGAGAUGGUGCAUAAAAUAUUAGUGGAAUCUUUGAAGUAGUCUCGCAGUCUGCAUACAUCUGCAUUACUAGAUACGCUAUUUUCUAUCUAUACUGUAUAUAUCGUUUGAGAUUCUUAGAGAUGACGGAAGUUGUUGAUAAUGUUCCACCGCAGCGCUGCCGCUCCACUUGACUUAUAAUUUCACUCAACGCUUGAUGCAUAUUUACUAAGUUCUUUGGCGCAAUUUCCGAGGCAAAGAUUGGAAUAAAGAAUCGAUUUUACUCCUGUGUUGAAGAAAUAAACGACAAGAUACAGUUUCAA